UCUUUGUAAUAAAAAAAACCUAUUAUUUCGGCCCCUCACUGCUUUGCAUAUUUUUCCUCCCUCUCCUUCACACGUUUUGGAUUUUCUUUGUUGAAUUUUUGAGAAUUCAAUUUUGAAAAAUCAAUGGCGGAAGAAAUUGAGAAAUCUGUGCCGGCGGAGGAAUCUCUGAUGGAGAAGAUCUCUGAGAAGAUCCACCAUCACGAUUCGUCUUCAUCGUCUGAAUCCGAAUACGAGAAACCGGAUUCGCCUUCGGCUGUCAAGGCCAAGAUCUAUCGUCUCUUUGGUAGAGAGAAGCCUGUUCAUAAGGUUCUCGGUGGUGGAAAGCCUGCUGAUGUGUUCUUGUGGAGGGAUAAAAAGCUGUCAGCUGCUGUUCUUGGUGUUGCCACUGCUAUUUGGGUUUUGUUCGAGCUGGUUGAGUAUCAUUUGUUGAGUCUUUUGUGUCACAUUUCUAUACUCGCUCUUGGUGGCCUCUUUUUAUGGUCCAAUGCUCACACAUUUAUCAACAAGACUCCACCUCAAAUUCCAGAAGUCCAUGUUCCCGAGGAUGCAUUCCUUGUGAUUGCUUCUUCCCUGAGAAACGAACUAAACCAAGCUUUCGUUAUCCUACGGAGCAUUGCUUUAGGAAGGGACCUGAAAAAAUUCCUGAUGGUUGUUGUUGGUCUAUGGAUCAUCUCAGUGGUGGGCAACUGGUGCAAUUUCUUGACUUUGGUCUACAUCUGCUUCGUGAUAUUGCACACAGUGCCAAUGCUAUACGAGAAACACGAAGACAAGGUUGACCCAUUGGCAGAGAAAGCAAUGAAGGAGUUGCAGAAACAGUAUGUGGUGUUUGAUGAGAAGGUCCUUUCUAAAAUUCCCGUUGCUUCUCUCAAGGCAAAGGCAAAGUUGGGUUAAAGAGAUUACGUGUUUUUUUCUGGUUUAAGUUUUUGAUCAUGUGAAAUUGGUGGUCACUUGCAGAGUUUUGCCGCUUAUGGCCCAAUUGUUCUUUUACAAUUUUAUCACAUUUUGACUCCAAACAAGUGUUUUUCUUCUUCUUCCUCUAAAUACUAUUUUUUCCGGCUAUCAAUGGAGGAUUCUUGAGUUCAGGAAA
This is a messenger RNA of Camelina sativa (false flax), 1087 nucleotides long. Its product is annotated as reticulon-like protein B5. The record is from RefSeq and is a predicted model, not a curated record. Lineage: Eukaryota; Viridiplantae; Streptophyta; Magnoliopsida; Brassicales; Brassicaceae. Gene Ontology annotation, biological process: response to bacterium.